Messenger RNA from Linum trigynum, 6891 nucleotides. NCBI's taxonomy places the organism in Eukaryota, Viridiplantae, Streptophyta, Magnoliopsida, Malpighiales, Linaceae. The record is from the annotation of a GenBank genome assembly.
AAGAAAAACAAAAUCAAAGCCACGGUCGAGAGCGAAUUUCCCCGCUUUCUUUUAUAGUUAGCAAAUCCUCUCUUCUUCACUUUUCUUCUCCACACCUUUUUCCUUAUUCUUCUUCCCCCCUCUCCUUUUCUCUGUAUUUUUUUAUCCGUUCUUGUACGCUUCCUCUCUCUCUGUCUCAUCUUCCAGUAAAACACAAGUCUCAGGUAAUGUGGAAAAUAAAAAUUCAUCUCCGAUUGCUUGCGUUCCUCCUUCAUUUGGAUUCAGUUUCAGGGUUGUGUUCUUUUGUCAGAAAUCUGAAGGUUCGUCGGAUGGAUGAUGCCCCAAAUUGGGUAGUUUCAUUUCCAUUGGCGAAUUGAAUCGUUAUUUUUGUUGUUUUGUACUUAGUGUGGCAUUUAUGGUGGGAAUGGGUCUCUAGCGAUGCUCUGCUCUGCUCUUUGGAGCCAUUUCAAGGAUAAAUUAGUUUCCGUGUUCGUUUUGCAUUCGAUUUUUAUGACUUCUGCUGUGGUUGAUGUCGUCUGCCAGUUAUUGUUGGGUGUAAUUUGAUUUUGUCGCAUCUGCCUUGAUAGAUUGGUAGGCUGGAUCUCUGCAAUAUUGGGCGUUUUUGGUGUUAAGGGUCUGUUCAAGAUCGAGUCUUUUCAUUUUGGUUCUCUGUGAUUUCCACGAUCAGUUGUCUGUGAUCUAUGGAGCUAGCUUUGUGAAGCUUUACGUGGGUGAUUUCUGACUGUUUGAUUCCAUCCCCAUUUCGGUAUGGGGUUACCAUGUUAAGGUUCUUUGUUCUAUUGUUGAGCUUUGUGUCUUGCAAUUUUAAUGGGGAAUGUGUUUUUCAGAUUUUCUGUUUCCUUGUAAGAAGCUGAUUGAAUGUUUAUGAGAGCAGCAAUGUCUAGAUCUUGUUGUCCUAGUUACUUCUUUUUUCCCUGUUGCUAAAUUUGUUACAAUUCCACUGUGCUCGUAUCUUUGCUUGCCAAGAGAGGGAAUGAAAUGGUAGUAACUUCAAUUGUAGGGAACAAGGAUAUUUGCAUUGGAAGAUAAAAGAACAAUUUACCCUCUUUUUCUCCCCUUUUAUUUUAUCCAAAUGUACGUCUAGCUCUUGUUGUUCUAGUUACUUCCUAUUUCCCUGUUGUUAUGAUUCCACUGUGCUCAUAUCUUUGCUUGCCAAAUGAAAUGGUAGUAACUUCAAUUGUAGGGAACAAGGAUAUAUGCUUUGGAAGAUAAAAGAACAAUUUACCCUCUUUUUGUCCCCUUUUAUUUUAUCCAAUUGUACGUGUAGAGAAUUGAGGCUGAAUGCUUUUAAGACUUAAAUCCAUCCUAUUUCCUUUCAUGUUGUCAUUCCGGUGUGUUAACUUGUUCAUUUCCAUCUCCUUUUGCAUAUACCUAUCAUACUGACAUGGGAAUUGUUCGUGUAGUAUCUGGAGGAUGUGGCGAGGAUGUUUCCAUUAUCAAUGAACUUUCAUGGGAGCUUGUCAAUGGUUGCUGGAAUUACUGUGUAUUGAUGACAGUGAUCUUGACGAGAAUGAUAGUUUAAAGAUUUUUUUGAAUCCUUAUGUUUUAGAAUGGAACUCUUCAUCCUUUUACUGGAAGAUUCGUGACAGCGAGGAGAAAUAAUCAGUCAUAUUGGUUUAUUGUUUAGGUGAUUCAUGUUAUGCAGCCUCUGCUUUGCCCUGUAAAUUAUUCGCGGAAGGGUGUGUGAUAGUUAUAAUUGCACUGUAGAUUAGGUGUAAAUAUACGAUUGUGAAGUGUUAGGGAUAGGACUCUUAGAUAAGUUCAUAAUAGGUAGAUAAAAUUGAGAAACUAGUUAUGUCUCAAGGACAAAAACAACCUGUACAAGGUUCUGCUCGGAAACUUUCACCUUCGACUUCUCAGAAAGAUCUGUGGUUUAUUGUACGAGAAGGGUCCUUGGCUGAUGUAGAUUCUGCUUUGGCAUUGCUAAAGAAAAAUGGGGGCAAUAUUAAUUUACGAAAUGCAAUGGGCCUAACACCCCUUCAUAUUGCAACUUGGAGAAAUCACAUUCCCAUUGUCAGGAGGCUGCUUGCUGCUGGUGCUGAUCCUGAUGCUAGGGAUGGAGAAUCAGGAUGGAGUAGUCUUCACAGGGCUCUGCAUUUUGGUCAUCUUGCAGUUGCAAAUGUGCUCCUUCAGUCUGGAGCUUGUAUUACUUUAGAAGACUCUAAAUUCCGUACACCGGUUGAUCUCUUGUCUGGACCUGUUGCUCAGGUUCUUGGAGAUGAAUGUAACUCGGCCACUGAGGUGUAUAGUUGGGGAAGUGGUGCCAAUUAUCAACUAGGAACCGGAAAUUCGGACAUACAAAAGCUGCCCUGCAAGGUUGAUGCACUUCACGGGUCUGUAAUUAGGCUGUUGUCUGCAGCAAAGUUUCAUAGUAUAGCCGUUAGUGACCGUGGAGAAGUCUAUACAUGGGGAUUUGGAAGAGGGGGCAGACUUGGACAUCCGGACUUUGAUAUCCAUAGUGGCCAAGCAGCUGUUAUCACACCUCGUCAGGUGCUUUCUGGAAUAGGCUGUCGCCGUGUAAGAGCAAUUGCUGCAGCUAAACAUCACACAGUUCUUGCAACAGAGGGUGGGGAAGUCUUCACCUGGGGAUCUAACAGAGAAGGUCAGCUGGGUUACACUGUGGAUACUCAACCGACACCUCGCAGAGUGAGUUCCAUUAAGUCAAAGAUCGUUGCUGUUGCGGCAGCAAACAAACACAGUGCUGUGGUUUCUGACUCUGGUGAAGUUUACACAUGGGGUUGCAAUAGGGAUGGUCAGCUUGGUUAUGGUACAUCUAACUCGGCAUCUAAUUACACUCCAAGGAUAGUUGAGUAUCUGAAAGGGAAAGUUUUUACUGGAGUUACAGCAGCAAAAUCUCAUACCAUUGUCUUACGGAAUGAUGGUGAGGUUUACACCUGGGGGCAUCGAUUUGUUACUCCAAGACGUGUUAUUGUUUCACGAAAUCUGAAGAAAAGUGGGGCUGCCCCUUUGAAGUUCCAUCGCAUGGAGCGGCUUCAUGCAGUAGCAAUUGCUGCUGGGGUGGUGCAUAGUUUGGCCCUUAUGGAUGAUGGUGCCCUGUUUUAUUGGGUCUCUGCAGAUCCUGAUCUUAUAUGCCAGCAGCUGCAUUCACUCACUGGGAAAAGUAUUGUUAGUGUAUCUGCUGGUAAGUACUGGGGUGCAGCAGUUACAGAUACAGGUGAUAUCUACACAUGGGACAGUAAGCAUGUCAAGGAUAAAUCACCAGUUCCCACUCGAUUGCAUGGUGUCAAAAGGGCCACUUCGGUUGUAGUUGGAGAAACUCAUCUAUUAGCUGUUAGCUCUCUCUAUCAUCCUACCUAUCCCCCUAAUGCUGACAAGAUUCCUCAGAGACAGAAGUCGGAGAAUGAGGAUGAACUGGAAGAGCUCGAAGACUUCCUUUUUGACAAUACUGAGCUGCAUCAUAAGCUAUGUGUUGAUGAAAAUAAUAAGAGUGCUUCAGAAAGGCCCGUGCCAAGUUUGAAAUCUCUCUGUGAAAAGUCGGCAGCAGAUAAUUUAGUUGAGCCAAGAAAUGCGAUACAGAUGCUUGAAAUUGCCGACACUCUUGAGGCCGAUGAUCUGAAGAAGCACUGUGAGGACAUUGCAAUUCACAACCUGGACUAUCUUCUGACCUUCUCAUCACGUGCUUUUACUGCCACAACAUUGGAAAUCCUGGCUGGCCUGGAAACUCUCUUGGAUCAAAGGUCAUCCGAGCCAUGGAGCUACCGGAGGCUUCCAACUCCAACAGCCUCGUUUUCAGUUGUUGUGAACAGUGAAGAGGAUGAUAGUGAGAGUGAGGCUAUGAGAACCCGGGAAAAGUACGCUAACAAACCUGUUCUUUUGGGACCUGAAGUGGAGUCUAGGCAAGACUCCUCCUUUCUCCAUCCUAUGCCCAAGGAUGAUCAGGAACACCUGAAACAAGUUCGUGCUCUGCGUAAGAAGUUGCAGCAGAUUGAGAUGCUGGAGGAAAAGCAACUUAAGGGCUAUCAACUUGAUAACCAGCAAAUUGCAAAGCUCCAAACACGGUCUGUCAUUGAGAGUUCGCUUGCUGAGCUUGGGGUUCCAGUGGAGAUGGUAGAUGCCAAGGCAUCGGCUUCUGCUGCUUCAUCUGAUGUGAUGAAGGGCAGUAACAAAAAGUUGAAGGCAUCAAGAAAGCAAAAUAGGAAAAGCAAGAACAAGGGUGAGGAAGAUGAGAUGAGAUCAGGUCUUAAUGGAAAUAAGGUAGAGGUGGGGCCCAUAAUACCUCUUUUGGAGGCUGAGAUGUCUCCAGGCUCCACAAAUAAGGAUGAAGAAGCAGUACGAGCGAAGGGUGUUGCUGAAAUCCGUGUGCCUGAUGCUAUACUUGUUAAGACGGAUAUUGCAGAUUUAGUAGGGAAGAGUAAGAGCACUUCUACCCUGGGAUCCAAGAAGAAGAAUCGGAGAGGUGGUCUUUCCUUGUUUCUGAGUGGUGCCCUUGAUGAGGCUGCGGAAGAGGCUGCCCCUCCUCCACCACCUACCCCUAAAAAUGAGGGGCCUGCGUGGGGUGGUGCUAAAAUAUCAAAAGGUCGUUCCUCACUUCGUGCAAUUCAGGACGAGCAAAGUAAGACUCUGGGCAGCAAUCCAAAGAACAAUACUCUGGUUGAGGAGAGUAAGGGUGAUGGAAAGGUAUCCCUGAGCGCAUUCAUUUCUUCCAAACCUAUACCUAUGGCUCCACCCUCCACAUCCCUUACUUCUGAUGUCGACAAGGGCACCCCUCCCUGGGUUUCUGGGACUUCUCCUCUCAUGUCUCGUCCAUCUCUACGAGACAUCCAGAUGCAGCAGAAGGGUAAACAGCAUCAAAACAUUUGCCAUAGUCCCAAGACCAGCACAACUGGGUUUGCAAUCACCACGGGUCAGGGUUCCCCAUUGGAUUCUCCUGGGAUGAACAAGUGGUUUAAGCCAGAGGUUGAUGCACCGUCGUCUCUCAGGUCGAUUCAGAUCGAGGAGAAGGCAAUGAAGGAGCUGAAGCGACUCUACAGCAAUGUGAGGAUAGUGAGGAAUGCUGCAUGAUAUAUGCUCCAUCUUCCCUGCAUGAGUUAACUUUUCCUUUAUCCUUUUAGUUUAUUUUACCCAUUUCAUUCUCUUAAGAUCAUCUCAUAGUUUGAAAAGGACGGAUUUGACUGUACAGAGGAUCAGAAUUUGCAGAUUUAGUCCUUAUAAUUUUCAAGGGUACUCGGUCAAUCCCUCUAUUUUUUUUUUGUUCUUCCCUCUUGUCUUCCCCGAGUGUAUUCAAUAUUCAUAGCUCAGACUCACAGAAAUGGGGUAUCAAUUGUGAAUUUGUGAUCCCCACUUAUUAUUUUUUAUUUCCUUCUUAAAUAAGGAUUUGAAGCUUUUGUACAUUCAAAUUUCAAUGGUUCUGUAAGCAACAACUAGUGAAUCGUUAAAUGAAAAAUAAUAAAGCUUAGUCUAUGAAAGCUUCAGUUACAGGUUACCGUUGAUUGGUUGGUACUCAUUUUGACAAAAUUCCUGGGUGUCUAAGCUCUCUGGGAUUCACUGAUUCCGUUGGUCACUGUUAGGGUUGUCAGUUGGUCUGUUUUGGGUUAACCGAAAAUUGAAUUCUCGGUUAUUGGUUAAACCGAGCCACUUUCAAUAGCUGCCGACCACCUACAAAUAUAAUGGCUCUCGACCACCGACCAUGAGAGAAGAGCCGAAGAAGUGAUUAGCCGACCAAUUGAUAGGUCGGUUUCGGUUUAGACUCGAUUAGCCGAGCAAGGAUGGAAUGGGCUUCGUUCUGAAUUUUUUUUUAUAAAUAAAGCGAAGGAAAGGAAACCCUUCCGUCUCUUUCCCUUAACUGUCUCUUUCUCUUCCUUUCCUUUCUGUCUCUUUCUUUCUUUUCAUCUCCACCUUCUUUACUUUUCCAUCUCUUUUUUUCUUCUUUCCUUUUACUAGAUCCAGAUGCGAAGGCGGAGCUCGGGGAAGCGGCGAGCGGAGGUGGAGAUUGGGGGAGAUGGCGAGCGGAGGCGAAGGCGGAGGUCGACAGGGUCUGGGGAAGGUUUCUAGUAGCGGUGGUCUCUGAUUUGGUGGAUGAGGCGGCGAAAAGGGAGAUCGUUGAUGAGGGAGAUGGGGGCAGAAGGGGCUAGUUUCAGGUUUGGGCUUGCACAUAGGGGGAGGGGGGGGGGGGGGGGUUGGAGUGUUGGUGAGAGGGUUCGGUUACUCGGCUAACUGACGGUUUUUGCCGUUGGUUACUCGGCUAACUGACGGUUUUUGCGGUCGGUUACUCGGCUAUCCUACCCCUCUCGACGAGCCUCCGAACACCGACCGCCUUCGGUUAUCCCGAUUUUCGGUUACAAAAUAAUCGACCGGUUUCAGUUGUAACCGACCGAUUAUCCGACAACCGACAACCGAUUUGCCAGCUAGUCACUGCCUCAUACUCGGCCAGGUUUGUUAGUUAAAGUUUUUUCUUAUUGGUGGUUGUCUCGGCUGUGCUACCAGGGGCUCUGGGGAAGUCGAAAUAGGAGAGCACUAAUCUUGGGGUGGGCUUAUUACUUAGAUGCUUUCAGUAGCUAUCCGCUCCGCAUUUGGCUACCCAGCGUUUACCAUGGGCACGAUAACUGGUACACCAGAGGUGCGUCUUUCUCGGUCCUCUCGUACUAGGGAAAGGUCCUUGAGGGAUAAUCCAGUAGCUCUUUCAAUUGUGCAAGCAAGAUUGGUUGGAUUAACCCACUUUUCCGUAGGAUAUAUCUUUACUUAGGCGGCCUUCUUGAUUGCCUCGACAUUGGGCAAAUUUGGAUAAUUCUGUAUCCAUGGUAAUAUCGUUCUUGCAAAUUUUUUUCUAUUUCUACAUCUAGGAUGCAACUUGUAUUAGCGAUACUAAUAGGAGUUAAAGAUUAUGGCAACAGAAAGUUUGAUUCAGCGUGAAAAGAAAAGGAAAAAAUUGGA